AAUUCUGCACUGACAACGCUUCCAAUUGUGCUUUCGUUCUCCCUGGCCACAUCGGAACUGCAAAAAUGGCACUCACCAAAUACUAUGAAAUCAUAAAUCAAACAUCGGAUGGCCUCUUGAAAAAUGCGUUGCAUCACUGAGAACCUGUGUCGGUGUCGUCGAUCUGAAAUAAGAUGGAUGGGCCAUAUCACUGAAAUAAGCUCACCUUUAGAACUGUGGAUGGGCGAUGGAUUGCACGAGAACCUCGCUGGCUGCAUAAACGGCGAAGACACCGCGCUAGGGGAGCUUCAGAUAUCACGACCACCAAAGUAUACAUACCCCGUUGCACAGUCGUAAAAUACCGUCUCGGAACAGUCUGAGGAGUCAACUCACCUUCAUCCAGAUCAUAGCGGAUGUCAUCUACACAUGUCUCGGCAAAGAUAAUGAGUGAAAUUGUGUUUGCCUAUAAUCAUGAGCCCGGAAUCUACGUUAUCACCUUUUGGUGUGAUGGUCAGACGGACGGCAGUUCGGACUCUCUUCUACGUUGAAAAUAACAUUCACUAUGACGAACGACGAUAAAAUGAAAGCAGAAACAUUGAAAGCGAC
This is a messenger RNA of Serpula lacrymans var. lacrymans S7.9, 585 nucleotides long. RefSeq lists its product as uncharacterized. The coding region runs from base 124 to 336 and encodes 70 amino acids. The transcript has a single exon. NCBI's taxonomy places the organism in Eukaryota, Fungi, Basidiomycota, Agaricomycetes, Boletales, Serpulaceae. The record is from RefSeq and is a predicted model, not a curated record.